Molecule: messenger RNA, 399 nt
Organism: Trypanosoma cruzi
Lineage: Eukaryota; Euglenozoa; Kinetoplastea; Trypanosomatida; Trypanosomatidae
Exons: 1
Coding region: 1-399 (132 amino acids)
Source: RefSeq, a predicted model, not a curated record
AUGCUCUGCCGCUCAAGAAUGAGGCUUAGUGGAUUUGAUGUGAAUGCCCUGUAUCCACAUGGCGUUCCUAAACGCACCUUUCCUUACCGUGAGCACCCCAAGCAGAUUUCCACUGCACCUAUGGCUGGCGGAUUUUACAUGACCAAAUAUGCUCUUGGAUGGCCUUUUCAGAUACCCUUUGAGUGGCUGUUUUAUCGAACAUCCAUCUUUCUUUUUGUGGCUUGUGUGGUGUACGACGUUUUUUUCGGCUUUCCUCUUCCCUUUAUGAAGGAAAUUCCACCAGGAAAACCAAAACAUUUUUUCUUCAAUAAUGCAGGUGGAUCUCCACACCACUUUUGGCAAUAUCAAGAUGGGUGGAAGGUACCAAAUAUGUCUGGCGCGCGCCGUUGGGUGGAUUAG